AUGCAGAUAGUUAAUUUUCGCAUUCGCUCGCCAUUGCUCUACGAACGCCUGCUUGGUCAUCCGGUCCGCCGCGAGAUUUUGGCCGGUCACUCACGCACUGGUCACCAUGCUGGUAUCUCGGAUUCUGUAGAAGGGCUGCAACCUCGAUCUCCAACCCGAAUGGAUGGCUCAGCUUUCACGGCAUCUAGACAACUAUAUUCAGAUGAAGACGAGGAAAUAAUGCUCGCAGAAGAUAAAAAGUAUAGAACCGAGACCGCGAGAUCGAUAGCUGCCACUUGGGUAAAUUGGCCAUAG
Messenger RNA from Protopolystoma xenopodis, 294 nucleotides. NCBI's taxonomy places the organism in Eukaryota, Metazoa, Platyhelminthes, Monogenea, Polystomatidea, Polystomatidae. The record is from the annotation of a GenBank genome assembly.